AUGCUGACUACCGUAUUAUGUCCUCGAUGUGUACGGUUCGUCAAUCAUUUUUCAGUUUCGAUUUUACAAAUUCGUUUCAUUUCAACAACAAACGAGAAUUUACCAACAUCUUCAGAUAGUGAUAACAAUAUAAAUGAUAAUAUAAAUAGAAAUAUUUCACGUUUACCAGCUGAUGUCUAUCGACAUUUUAAAGGUUUACCACCACUUGAAAUUAAAGAGCAAUAUCAUACUCGAACAAAACUACGUGCACUCUGGGGUAAAUAUGGACGAAAAACAGGUAUAGAUCCAAAACUUUGUUGGCCAACACAAGAUGAAAUGGAUGAGAUCAUUGAUGAUGAACGUGUAUAUAAUAUGGAAUUAAGUGAGAAAAUAAAAAUAGUCAAAGAACGACGUGAAGCCAAACAAAAAGAAUUUGAUCAAAUUCAAGCUAAAGUCGAAAAAAAUCUCAAAAAUAUGCCAAAAAUGAUAGAUGAUUAUCGUAAACGAACAAUUGAACGUGAACGUGCUAAAAAAGCUGAAAUUAAAGUUAAAAACGAUUUAACUGAACAAGCACGUGAUUUUUAUGGAUUUUCAGUGGAUCCAGACGAUGAACGUAUGCAAUUUAUGUUAUUACAAUUAGAAGAAGCACAAAAAGCUGAAGAGAAAAAAGCACGUAAAGCAGCUAAAAAGUUAGAAGCACAUCAACAAUUACAAAAAUUGAUGGGCAUGGCAUCAACGAAAGAGAGUACAAGUGAAGAUGAUGCAGCAUCAACAAUUGAUCCAUUAGCACCAAUACCUGAAGCAAAAGAUAAAGAAACAGAUAUGAAAUUAUUUGCUAAACUUGUUUCUGAACGUAGUAAAUUAGCAAAAGCAGCAUCAAAAAUAGCUGAAGAACAAGCAGCUUCUCAGUUGAAAGGACAAAAGAAAAAAUAA
Rotaria sp. Silwood1 is the source of this 912-nucleotide messenger RNA. The record is from the annotation of a GenBank genome assembly. NCBI's taxonomy places the organism in Eukaryota, Metazoa, Rotifera, Eurotatoria, Philodinida, Philodinidae.